Penicillium soppii is the source of this 2169-nucleotide messenger RNA. RefSeq lists its product as uncharacterized. The record is from RefSeq and is a predicted model, not a curated record. Gene Ontology annotation, molecular function: DNA binding; DNA-binding transcription factor activity, RNA polymerase II-specific; zinc ion binding. Gene Ontology annotation, biological process: regulation of DNA-templated transcription; DNA-templated transcription. The coding region runs from base 1 to 2169 and encodes 722 amino acids. Lineage: Eukaryota; Fungi; Ascomycota; Eurotiomycetes; Eurotiales; Aspergillaceae. The transcript is spliced from 7 exons.
AUGCCACCCGCGGUGCCGGCAGAUGAGACUGCUAGGCGCAGGCGACCGGGCAGAAAGUAUACGUCCCGAGCUUGUCAGGCAUGCCGACAGCGAAGGGCCAAGUGUGAUGGUGUUCGGCCAUCUUGCUCUCGUUGCAUCGACCGUGGUGUUCAAUGUCAGUAUUCUACUGCAGAGGAUGGACGGCAACCAGCACCGAAGUCCUACGUAGUUAUGUUGCGCACCAGAAUUGAGCUUUUAGAGCGCAUCUUGCACUCUCACGGGAUUGACCCUGAUGCUGCCAUUCAACUCAUCACUGAAACAAACGACAACCCUGACAGAGAGGCCGAGACAAAGUGGGCUCCGGCCUGUUCCAACGUGGAUGAUGACCUGAGUGCUACGUUUGACGGCGCACUGACACUAGACGAGUCACUGAACUUUGACCAAGAUGGUGAGGUGCGGUAUUUUGGACCAACAAGUGGGCGGUUACUGUUUCGCUCUUCAUCAAAAGAUUCCCCAAGCGACGAUGCAUAUCAGCCAGACAGCCCUUACACAGGGACUUGUGAAAACCAACCCAAUGGGUGCACAGAGUUACUAGAAGCAAGCUCGAUAUCAGAAGAGCUCCGAUCCCAUUUGAUCGACUUGUACUUCGAAUGGGAGCAACCAUGGUUCCAAAUGGUGAAUGAAAAGCUGUUUCGAGAGUCUAUGAUGAAUGGCGGAAGAUAUUAUAGUCCGCUGUUGCUAAACUGCAUUCUCGCUUUAGGAUCGCGAUACUGCGACCGGAUGGAAGUGAGAUCAGAUCCAACUGAUUCAAAUACGGCAGGAAAGAUGUUCAUUGAAAAAGCCGAAAAGUUAAUACCGAACGAUCUCAGAUGGCCCAAGAUUACAACGAUCCAGUCACUAGCACUUAUGGGAAUGGCCAUGGGGUCCGAUGCUGCUGGAUGGCUUCAUCAGGGCAUGGCUAAUCGCCUAGCUCUAGACAUGGGAUUCAACAUGGACCCCUCUGUUCUGUCGGGAGCUGUGGCUCUCCCCCCAUCGAGAUUGAGUUGCGUAGGCAGAUUUAUUGGGCCCUAUACUGCCACGAUAAAUUGUCUGCAAGCUACACAGGCAGAGUUUGCACAGUAUUGGACUCCCAGGGAGUUGUCAACAAACCAUUUCCUUUCUGUGCCUCAGAUGAUCAUCUACCAUCGGCGAGUGGCAAUGGCCAAUUGCGAGCUGCCUCCCAAAGGGACGUGUGUGGAACCCGCUUGCGUGCUUGAACUCAAGACUUGGUUCUACGAUCUCGCCCAGGAGUUAAAAAUCGAUCGUCCAUCGGGUCCCUCCAAAUUUCCUCACACCUACACCUUGUGCAUGGUUUACCAUACUGUGUGCAUCUUACUUUGCGUACCGUUUCUGAACCAUCAAUCUGAUUCCCAAAAUGCCAGCCGCACAGAUCCACAGAUCCAACAAAACAGGAACCACAAAACAUCGCAGGAUGGCUGCAGAGAAAAAGCUAUGACUAUUUGCAGUAAUUCGGCCCGGGCAACGUGCAUUGUUGCUCAAAAGUACAGACAGACAUUUGGUAGCUUUAAGCUGAGCCCGAUAACAACCACCCAUUGUAUGCUCUCAGCGGCUUUGAUUAUAAUCGAGAAAUGUUGUGUCGAUCCUGCCAUGAAAAAUGGAACAGGAAACCAAACCCCACGCGGCCCAUCGCCACAAGCAGCGGUAGGACUAUGUCUCCAAGUUUUGCGCGAACUUUCGACAUCCUGGAACAUUGCGAAGCGUAUCGGACGCAACUUAGAGAAACUCUAUUGCCAGCGACUCGAUUGCGAUGUCGAUCACAUGCCACCCGCUCCUUCGCUGGAAUGCAAUGUCCCAUGUGCGAUGUCAUCUCAACCACCAGAUCUCAAUGUCUGUGCAGGGCAUACAGUUCAACAAUCCGAGCCAAACCAUUGUCUCUUGGACACAGAGAGACUCCAUCUUCAAAGAACCCUUCUGACUCCUCCGCUUGCCAACCUCAACUGGUUUGAUGUUUCUGCUUCAAGAAAUAUCCACGAAGGUCACUUGGAUAGCACAGCUGGAUUUGGGGCUACAACUAAUCCCGAUGAGAUGUUUGUCAACAACCUUGGGUUUGCAUUCUCAGCGGAUUCUCUACCGAGCGACUAUAACAUGUUUGAUACGCUCAAUCAAAUGUAUUUGGAAGACAUAUGGUGA